AUGCUGACCAAGAACCCAGAGGACUACUUGGAUUCCAAGGGUCAGCCGCAUGUACUUGUUGCCUUGCGGCACAAUUCUAACCUUUCAGCUCAGACCUCCGGCCUCGGUGGUCGUCGACUUAGAGGUGAGUUGAAUAAUGACAAGUCUGCUGAAAUAGAUAACUCCGGGGCUCUUCAUGUGGAUGUGACCUACUAUCUGGCUCACCAAAUUCAUCCUGUGAUUUCACGGCUCUGUGCUCCUGUCGAAGGCACAUCACCAGCACAGAUUGCGCAUUGUCUAACUCUUGAUCCAUCUGUCUAUCAAAGCUCUGCAUCUUCGGUUGUCUAUGGUGCUGAAGACGACAUCGAAUCAGAAGCAAUACUGCUUUAA
Protopolystoma xenopodis is the source of this 369-nucleotide messenger RNA. The record is from the annotation of a GenBank genome assembly. NCBI's taxonomy places the organism in Eukaryota, Metazoa, Platyhelminthes, Monogenea, Polystomatidea, Polystomatidae.